AUGAUUUUGGAAAUGCUGAACCCAGUGCAUUAUAACAUUACCAACAUAGUGCCCGAAGCUGUUCCUGUUGCCACCAUGCCCAUCCUGCUGCUCACUGGCUUUCUUUUUUUGAUCUGGAAUUAUGAGGACACAUCUUCAAUCCCAGGUCCUGGCUAUUGUAUGGGAAUUGGGCCCCUCAUCUCCCACUUCAGGUUCCUGUGGAUGGGGAUUGGCAGUGCCUGCAACUACUACAACAAGAUGUACGGAGAGUUCAUGAGAGUCUGGGUAUGUGGAGAAGAAACACUCAUUAUCAGCAAGUCCUCAAGCAUGUUCCACGUAAUGAAGCACAGUCACUACAUCUCCCGAUUCGGCAGCAAACCUGGGCUGCAAUGCAUCGGCAUGCAUGAGAAUGGCAUCAUAUUUAACAAUAAUCCAGACCUCUGGAAAGUUGUUCGACCUUUCUUUACAAAAGCUCUGUCUGGCCCUGGCCUCGUGCGCAUGGUGACAAUUUGUGCUGAAUCGAUAAUAAGGCACCUGGACAGGUUGGAGGAAGUCAGAAGCGAGUCAGGCACUGUCGAUGUGCUGACCCUCAUGCGGUGCAUCAUGCUGGACACCUCUAACAUGCUCUUCCUGGGGAUCCCCUUGGACGAAAAUGCCAUCGUCAUUAAAAUCCAGGGUUAUUUUGAGGCAUGGCAAGCUCUCCUUCUCAAACCAGACAUCUUCUUUAAGAUUUCUUGGUUAUACAAAAAAUAUGAAAAGUCUGUCAAGGACUUGAAAGAUGCCAUAGAAAUUCUGAUAGAUGAAAAAAGACACAGGAUUUCCACAGCAGACAAACUGGAAGACUGUAUAGAUUUUGCCACUGAGUUGAUUUUUGCUGAGAAGCGUGGUGACCUGACAAGAGAGAAUGUGAACCAGUGUAUAUUGGAGAUGCUGAUUGCAGCCCCAGACACCAUGUCUGUCUCUGUGUUCUUCAUGCUAUUCCUCAUUACAAAGCACCCUCACAUUGAAGAGGCAAUAAUGAAGGAAAUCCAGAGUGUUGUUGGUGACAGAGACAUAAGAAUUGAUGAUAUUCAGAAAUUGAAAGUGGUAGAAAACUUCAUAUAUGAGAGCAUGCGAUAUCAGCCUGUUGUGGACUUGGUCAUGCGCAAAGCCUUACAGGAUGACAUCAUUGAUGGUUACCCCGUAAAAAAGGGGACUAACAUUAUCCUGAAUAUUGGAAGAAUGCAUAGACUUGAGUUUUUCCCCAAGCCUAAUGAAUUUACUCUUGAAAACUUUGCAAAAAAUGUUCCUUACAGGUAUUUUCAGCCAUUUGGUUUUGGGCCCCGUAGCUGUGCAGGGAAAUACAUCGCCAUGGUGAUGAUGAAAGUCAUCCUGGUUACACUUCUGAGACGAUUCCACGUGCAGACACCACCAGGUCGAGUAUGCGUUGAUAAGAUGCAGAUAAAAAAUGACUUGGCCGUGCACCCAGAUGAGACUAGCAACUUCCUGGAUAUGAUUUUUAUCCCAAGAAAUUCAGACAAGUGCCUCAAAUGCUGA
This is a messenger RNA of Pipistrellus nathusii (Nathusius's pipistrelle), 1515 nucleotides long. Lineage: Eukaryota; Metazoa; Chordata; Mammalia; Chiroptera; Vespertilionidae. The record is from the annotation of a GenBank genome assembly.